Molecule: messenger RNA, 842 nt
Organism: Cuscuta europaea
Lineage: Eukaryota; Viridiplantae; Streptophyta; Magnoliopsida; Solanales; Convolvulaceae
Source: the annotation of a GenBank genome assembly
GGUAUCGUCUCUACUCAAAUAAUUCACCUCUUCUUGAAUUUAUAUGGAAGACAAGAUCCAAACAGCCACAUCCUGUAAUUGCUGCCGUGCACGUUCGGCCAUCUUGCUGUGACGGGAAUCGCCGGCCCCGGAGAUCUGCUAAUCCCAUUUUCACUGAACAAGUCUUCUUCUUUAAUACACAUUUAUCCAAAUUAAGCUAGACAAAGGAGAAAUUGGUUUGUGUACUUCACUUUAACGACAGCGACACCACACGUUUCCUUUCGUUAUCAAUUCCUUCGACCAUAAGUUGUUCUCCCUCGCUCUAUUUCCUCACCGGCAUCAUCAUCCUGUGCCACAUCCACGAUCGUCUGCGUUACUGCGUACUUGAAUUGCAAAUUUAUAAAAAAGUAAAGUUAUGUCUUUGGACAGCAAAAUAUCAUCACCUCAUAGGAGGACACAGUUACAGACGGCAUUUUCAGUCUCACCAUCCCUCAAGAAACAAAGCUCUCGAGGCGAUGAGCAUGAACUCGGGAGUUGUACAACCCUAUUCCACCGCCAUCGCUUCCUCUUGAUCGCCCUCGGCCUUCUGGCGUUCCUUUGUACCAUAUAUCUCUACUUUGCGGUCACCCUCGGGGCCGCUGGCAAUGGCACAUGUUCUGGAUAUACUGGCACAGAGAAAGUGGCUUGCCAUUUGGAACACGGGAAGGCAUUUGCCAAAGGGAAAUUGAAGUUCUUCUAGCAAUAUAAUUUGAUGGUGGUCUGGGAUCAGGUGUACCACCAGAUUGUCCGUUGGCUUGAUUAUUUAAACCGCACACAGUCGGCAAAAUACCUGUAUUUAUUUAUCCUCUAAACUAGCAUCCGUU